AGUUCAAGGCAUCGGAAUGGAUACGGAAAUAGUUGCGAAGGCAGGGAGAGGGAAGAACAGAGAGUCUUAUAAGGAAAAGCCAGAUCAUGUUUUCUUUAAUUGGCGCCAAAUUUGCGGUGAUUAGAGGAAAUUAUGAUCCGGUGCUCUCUGGCAGAGAGAAAUCGCCAUAUCAUCCUCACGCCGGAGCUCUUUCUCCUUCCUUAGAUAUAAACCCUAAUUUAUAACUUCCAUCUCCACACCCGCACACCAAGUCCAGCAGCCUGCUCUGUAUCUUCAGAUUAUAAAGAACCAUUUCUGGGAAAGCAAUGGCAGUUGCACUUUAUGACCUUGGUUCGGCAGCAGGACUGAAGAAGCUCGAUGAACACCUCCUCACACGUAGCUACAUAACUGGGUACCAAGCUUCAAAGGAUGACAUCACUGUCCAUGAAGCACUUCCAGGGUCCCCGUCAUCUGAAUUCAUCAAUGUAUCUAGGUGGUAUAACCACAUUGAGGCUCUAUUGAGGAUUGCUGGUGUUUCUGCAGAAGGAUGUGGUGUUAUUAUUGAGGGUUUUGCUCCAAUCGCUGAGGAGGCAGUGGCAACUCCCCCUGUUGAUGAAACAAAGGCUGCAGCUGCAGAGGAUGAUGAUGAUGAUGAUGUAGAUUUGUUUGGUGAAGAGACUGAAGAGGAGAAGAAGGCUGCUGAGGAACGUGCAGUUGCCGUCAAGGCAUCUGCAAAGAAGAAAGAAUCUGGCAAGUCAUCUGUGCUGUUGGAUGUGAAGCCAUGGGAUGAUGAGACUGACAUGCAAAAGCUCGAGGAAGCAGUAAGAAGCAUCCAAAUGGAAGGGUUGCUUUGGGGAGCAUCCAAGCUCGUACCUGUGGGCUAUGGUAUAAAGAAAAUGCAAAUUAUGAUGACUAUUGUGGACGAUUUGGUUUCGGUUGACACCCUCAUUGAGGACCAUCUUACGGUUGAACCGGUGAAUGAAUAUGUCCAGAGCUGUGACAUUGUUGCUUUCAACAAAAUAUGACUUACGUGACAUAUUGAGGUUGUGCCUGAGUGUUUUCUCAUCGACUUUGUAGCCGAUAUUUGGUGUCUAAUCUCCCUGAGUUCUUUACAGAACUAGAUGGAAGAGACGUAUCUCUAUCUUCAUGGAUUCGAAUCUGUAUAUUUAUUUGGUUAAUGUAGCUAUGUUACAACUGUCGUCUUGAUCUUUUAUUCUUUCGAUGUUGUGUCACACAACAGUAUUUGCUUUGGAAAUAAAAUUUUGAUCGAACCUCUGAGGCUACA
Molecule: messenger RNA, 1264 nt
Organism: Eucalyptus grandis
Lineage: Eukaryota; Viridiplantae; Streptophyta; Magnoliopsida; Myrtales; Myrtaceae
Product: elongation factor 1-delta
Exons: 9
Coding region: 306-1004 (232 amino acids)
Biological process (GO): translational elongation
Cellular component (GO): eukaryotic translation elongation factor 1 complex; cytosol
Molecular function (GO): translation elongation factor activity; guanyl-nucleotide exchange factor activity
Source: RefSeq, a predicted model, not a curated record